This is a messenger RNA of Cyclocybe aegerita, 2139 nucleotides long. Lineage: Eukaryota; Fungi; Basidiomycota; Agaricomycetes; Agaricales; Hemipholiotaceae. The record is from the annotation of a GenBank genome assembly.
AUGCCGCCUACUCCCCCUUCUAAUUACGUCUGCGAUACCAUUCCCGCUGCUCGUCUGGCAACCUCUUCCGACCAACAGCUCGGCCCUGACGAGCAUGCACAGACACCAACCAUGGACUUUGAGCCAGCAGCUGUUCUCGACGAUGCAGUCUCCUUCGCAGCAAGUCCGAAAUCCGAUCCAGAGCCAGAGGGAGAGACCUUUUCGCCACCGCCCCAGCAACCACCGCCCCGGAAGCUCUGUGUCCGCCAUCAGAGGAUGGCAGACGAGGGAACGAAUCUGAAGCUUCAGCAGGCCCUCGACGCCCUACCGUUAGAAGAGCGCGAAGCAGUCAGCGCGGUCUGGUCCAACUUCUCGUCUUCAUCCCACCCCCGGCGCGCACUCAUCCUCCAGGGCCUCCUCACGAUGUGCUGCUUCUCCCAGCUCUCCCUCCUUACCGAGCAGCUCGCCCACCUCAUCCGAAUCGACCCCUUCGCCGUCCUGCCCAAGGAAGUGUGCUUCAAGAUCCUCGGGUACCUCGAUGCGACCUCCCUGUGUCGCGCCGCGCAGGUCACGAAACGGUGGAAGGCCCUGGCAGACGAUAACAUUCUCUGGAGGGGGAUCUGCGAGCAACACAUAGGGCAGAAGUGCCACAAGUGCGGGUGGGGGCUGCCGGUGUUGGAGAAGAAGAGGAUGUAUCGGCCGAGGUCGCGGUCUCCGCCGCUGUGUCCGGCAUCGACGUCUGCAGCACCGACACCACCGCCAUCAGCGACCCUUGCGCCUUCGCGAAAGAGAAGCGCAGAGGAGUCUUCCCAUCUUCUAUCGCCGCCCCUCAAACGCCAGCGAUCCGAGCCGGACGCCCUCUCGAACGGACAAGUCCCAUCAUCAUCGUUGUCCGAUACCUCAUCUUCAUGUACACUCGUCGUUCCUGAUCCAGCGUUAUCUAUCCCGCCAUCUGUUACGCGACCCUGGAAGGAUGUGUACAGCGAGCGAAUGACGGUUGAGCGCAACUGGCGGCGCGGCCGGUGUACGGUCCGCACCUUGGCGGGUCACACAGACGGUGUAAUGUGCCUGCAGUUCAGCGAGACGCUCUCACAUCCUGCUUUCCCGGUGCUCAUCACCGGAUCGUACGACCGGACUGUGAGAGUGUGGAAUUUGGAGACGGGCGCCGAGCUGCACUGUCUCAAGGGCCAUACGCGUGCGGUCCGGGCGCUGCAAUUCGAUGAGGUGAAGCUCAUCACGGGCAGCAUGGAUAAUACGUUGAAGGUGUGGGACUGGCGCCGGGGCAAAUGCAUCAAGACAUUGAACGGCCACACGGAAGGCGUCGUGUGCUUGAACUUUGACUCGAAUAUCCUUGCGAGCGGGAGCGUCGACUCGACCAUAAAGGUGUGGAACCUACGCACCGGUGGCGCAUUCACCUUGCGUGGGCACUCCGACUGGGUCAACGCGGUGCAGAUCUGGGACUCGAAUGCCGGCGCGCGCUCUUCGUCCUCAUCCGGGGAUGCAUCCAUAUUCGACGUCUCCGGAUCGACCUCGCCAAUCAACAAUGCCACUCCGAACCUCCAGGCGACCGCCGCGGCUUCGUCGCAAAUUGACCCCGGCAAGAUGUUGUUCUCUGCUUCGGAUGACGGCACGAUCAAGCUCUGGGACCUGAACCUCCGUACGUGUGUUCGCCAAUUUACCGGCCACGUCGGCCAGGUUCAGAGCAUGAAGCUGCUCAUGGUGGGCGAGUGCGACGACGAGGAUCCUUCAGAGGAGGAAGAGGAAGAGGAUGUCAAGCAGGAAGUGUGUCCUCGAACGGGCACCGCUAAAAAUGCGCCCGUGCAGAAGAACCAGAACCUGCUAGUUCCCAAACGCACGAAACCUGUCCUUAUUUCGGGCAGCCUAGACAACACCAUCAAGUUGUGGGAUAUCGAGACUGGCAAGGCUACCCGCACCUACUUUGGCCACAUCGAAGGCGUAUGGGGUGUCGCUUGCGAUAAACUGCGACUCGUGAGUGCCAGCCACGAUCGGACUAUUAAGGUCUGGUCAAGAGAGGAAGGAAGCUGCACUUCCACUCUUGUUGGGCACCAAGCGGCUGUCAGUUGCAUCGCUCUCGGAGAAGAUAAGAUCAUAUCCGGAAGCGAUGAUUGGACAGUGAAAGUUUGGAGCUUCAGCGGUUAA